Molecule: messenger RNA, 6772 nt
Organism: Dermacentor andersoni
Lineage: Eukaryota; Metazoa; Arthropoda; Arachnida; Ixodida; Ixodidae
Product: regulator of G-protein signaling loco-like
Biological process (GO): signal transduction; regulation of G protein-coupled receptor signaling pathway
Cellular component (GO): cytoplasm; plasma membrane; nucleus
Molecular function (GO): GTPase activator activity; protein binding
Source: RefSeq, a predicted model, not a curated record
CGAAACGGUCACCAUUUUGUAAAGUGUGCAAAGUUCACUGGUAGUUGAGUGAUCCUUGAUAGGUCAAUGAAAAAGAAGAAAACUCCGUGCCGCCGAAACUCUGAAAAACGAUAGCAUGAAUUGACAAGUAGUGAAGCAGCAUAUUUGAUUCUAGUCAUGCGUGAAUUCAAGAGUUCAGACCACUACAGUGCCACCAACGCAGUAGAUCAACUUUUGUGACCCGAUCCCUGCUGGAAUGCUGCCCCGACCUUACCCCUCCUUGUGUCCUAAAGUUGAUGUUGAGGGCCGAUUUGUUCCGGUGUCUCCCGAGAUGACAUCGGUCGUUCGAAGCAUUAAAUCUUCCAGUGCAUUUACCAACGGGGAAUGUUAUUCGCCAUAAUCUGACCAGGGCCCACCAGGCAAGCCAUGCACCAAACAAGACGGAGGAAAAAGCGGCCCAGCUAUGGGGUUAGAACUGUGGAACUGUCUCGGGGCAAGAAAGGUUUUGGCUUCACAAUCUCGGGCCAGGCACCAUGCAUCCUCAGCUGCAUUGUUGCUGGCAGCCCAGCUGAGCGUGUGGGUUUGCGGCCAGGUGACUUCCUUGUUGCAGUGAACGGGCACAAUGUGUCGCGGGCACCCCAUGAUGACGUGGUGCGGCGGAUCGGGAGUUCAUCUGGUCCCCUGAAGCUCCAGAUUGCCGAGAAUUAUUACUCUGAUUCCUCCGAUGAGGAAGCAGCCACCCCUGGCCGUACCCACCACACAAGGCCACGGCAUAGACACGUGCCUCGCUUGGCAGCACGGGAUGCCCAUGGGCUCUUCCCUCCAAGCACUAAUCAAGCAGACAGCAACAAGGCAUUGCUGGAGCUUAUCCUGGAGCAAAAGGGGCUGCGGACCUCACUGGUCUUGCGUACAGUUGUGGGCUACCUUGGCACCAUUGAACUACCUCGUGAGGUGGCUGGUUCGCGGCUUCAGGCCAUUCGCAGCUGUGUACGUCGCCUGCGCCUUGAACAGAAAGUGCACACGUUGGUUCAGUUGUCAGUGCUGCGAGAUGGUGUGCUGCUGGCUGACCUGCGGGGUGCAGCCCUGGCACGUUUUCCAGCUGAACGCAUUGCAUUCAGUGCGGCUUAUGCUGAUGAUAGCCGCUUUCUUGGCUUGGUCACCAAGGGAGCAGAUGGUGCCCUCUCAUGCCACGUACUCAUGGUGGACUCGCGGCUGAGACUUCCCCCAGGCGUAUUGCGGGCAGCACCUCUGCACACAUCUGCAGAGCCCAUCUUACGGGCUGUAGCUGCACUCUACCAUCGUGCAGAUGGCCCUAACGCCUCACCUCAGCCCAGCCAGGCAGGCAGCAGCAAUAGCAGCAACAGUGACAGUGGGAUUGGCUUCAGGGAUGAAGGUAACUCGAGUGACCGUGUGCUUGUGGUGGAUGUGGAAAACCAGCCACGCUUCCAAAGCUUCAGCUUGGACCGGCAGGGGGCACUGCCUGCGUGCCCAGACACUGAGCGGUUGCGGGCACGGGCCAUGCCAGAUUCUGUAGGAGUCAGUGGCGAGGCUCCCCUUGCCUUACCAGAUUGGGUAGACAGCAGCCCCCUUGGAGGCUCCUUGCUGGAUGACACGCUCACAGCUGCAGAUCCUUGUCCCGACGGAGAGAGUGUUGAUCUCCAGUCAUCUACCAAGGGAGAAGAUGGCAGUUCGUCAGCUACCCCACGUAGGAAUGAAAGCAGCUGCAGUAGCAACAAGAAUUGGACACGGUCGUCGUCGCUUCGAAGGCAUCAACGGCGAAGUCAUCAUCGACGCAGCACACAUGAGGCAGGCACUGUGUCCGAUGGGGAGGUGACAAGUGAAAAGCUCUCCAUGUCAAGCAGUGUGCAAAGCUUGGAGCAAGCAAGCGAUUCCAGCAGCACAUGUGACCAGCCACGAGGUCGUGUGGGCCGCUGGCUUGCUGGUUUUGAUGAACUUCUGCAUGACCCACUUGGUCUCCUAGUGUUUGCAGAAUUUCUGAAGAAGGAAUUCAGCCAAGAGAACAUCUUCUUCUGGGUGGUGUGUGAGCAAUACAGAAAAAUGCUCGACAGGUGUGAGCGCAAGGUGGCUGCCACUGCCAUCUACCAAAAGCACUUGGGCCCCGGUGCACCUGAACCCGUCAAUGUGGACAGCCGGGCACAGCUCUCCGUGCAGGAAGGUCUAGAAGAGGCAGCACCAGACCUCUUUGUGCCAGCGCAGAAGCAGAUCUUCAACCUGAUGAAGUUUGACUGCUACCAACGUUUUCUCAAGUCGGAACUAUUUAAGCAGUGCAUGCUGCGCGAGGUACAGGGAAAACCUGUCUUUCCUGAAGCUGAGAAGGAAGCUUGGAAGCUUCACAAGGAGGACAAGCGUCGCAGGUCCUUCUUGCCAUGGCACAAAAAUCUGAAGUUGGUGGGUAGCAAAUUGGGUGAAAGAGCUGCCUGGGCUCGAAGGUCUUCCAAGAAGAAAAAGACGCCCAAGGAGAGUACAGCUUCAGACCUCACCAGCAGCCACUCCUCGCUAGCUAGUAGUGAAGCCAGCCUGGGGCUGCUUUGCUCUGCAUCCCGUGAGUCACUGACAGGGGCGCCAGACUCCAAUUGCAUCCUCAGUAGAGUCAUACUGCCAGACGGCUCCUCCACUGUGGUUCGAGUUCACCGUGGCGAGACUGUUGGUGCCAUGCUUAUGCUGCUGCUGCAGAAGCGCUCACUAACUUACUCUGUUGUGGACAUCUUCGUGGCUGGUUCAGACAAGCCUAUAAGUCCAAAUGUUGACGUUACAAUGGUUGGCUGUAAGGAAAUUCAUGUUGAACCACGGGCAGUGUUCUGUGUGAUUCUACCCAACAGCAAGAUGCUUGGUGUGAAGGCAGUUCCCCGCCGUUCAUGUGGAGAAGUGCUACGUCCCGUAUUAGCAAAGUAUAGUGUCCAGUUGGAGCAUGUCAAUCUGCGCAUGUUUCCUGUGCAAGGUGUGACAUUGAAGCCAUUGUCAUCCAGUGCCCUUGUCGCUGACGUUGAUGGUCAACACAUUGUGGUGCAAUUCAAGGAGAAUGGUUCUGAAAACCGUAGUACGCCUACAGUGCGACUUCUGCCUCAUGGAGAGUCUGUGGUUCCUCGAUUUCUGGAUGCCAUUCAUGAUGGAAAAGUACAGUUCGACGACCUUGGUGUGACGGACCUGGACAUCCUGUUUCCCCCUGUGGUGGAACUGCGCCAGUGUGGCAAGAGCCAUGGCAUGUACCUGCCCCCAUCUGCACUGCGGCCAAGCAUCGAAAAGAGCCCUCUUGUAGAGUGCUUGCGGCAGAGGGAGACAAGCCCCCGGGAAAGAGAUGAUGCACGUGACUUAUGGGUGUGCCGGGAACUGGUUCGAAACCUGGAUGCAGCUGCACCAUCUCCUCCACCACCAUUGCCACCCAAGGCAAAGCAGCGAGGACCUCCGCCACGACCCCCUUCUCGACCUCAAGGUGGCUACCUAUCAGAUGACGAGGAGCCAGGUCUAACAGUUAAGCCUUUAGAGCACGGAGAGUUUGUACACAUCCCUACCAAGACUUCCUUAACCAAUCAUGACUGCAACAUUAGUUUCGUCUGAGGUUGUAUGAUUUCUGGGCUGGGUUCAGCUUGUGGUUACGGUGCUGAUGAUAAACUGGUAAAAUUGCGCAUACUUGAUGAACACUAUCAAGUGUGCCAGACUGCUAACGAAUAGGAGGAACACCAUUUGUGUACCUCCUCUUGUAGUUCAUGUAACAUUAUAAACUGAGCGUGCCUUUUAUUAACUCAGACCUGCAUUGUGGUGCCUUGCUGGCAUUUGGCUACAGUGAUGAAAAAUGGCUGAGGGAGCACUUGCUAUAUAGUAGUAAUUUGUGUGCAACAUAUUCUAAACUAUUAUGUGAAUGUUCAUUCAUACACCAUGCUAGCAUUUUGGGCUAGCUUAUAUGAAACUGUGUUCAGCUGCAGUGCAGCUUGAUAACUGUUAUAAAAGUUAAUGGUGAGCUUGCAUGUGGCUGCAAUAACUAGUGCUGCAAAUUUUUUUGUGUUCAGGGCCACUCUAAGGCCCACACAUGCCAGUUUUAAGCUAGUUGGCUACAUGUGUAAGGUAUAUUGCGCAGAGCGCUAGCAUGCUCACACCACUAUAUGUACCGUACUUAAUCUGUUCUAACGUGCACUCUUAUAUUUACUUAUUUUAAGACGACUAAAAUUCACAUGCAUGGUGGUUUGAAAGGAAAAACUCAGGUCAUGGAGCUUUUCUGCUCACUCGAUAGGCAUGUUGAAAAAAAAAAAAACAAGGUGCCUUAUUGAGAAAAACAAAAACUUUGUUUUCUGAAGCGUAGACUGUUGUGCCAGUUGGUGCUUCAUGUAGUGUCGUUGAGUGGAAAUACGGGUGGGAAGAAACGGAGCAUCUGCCUUGUCCACUCCGUUUCUUCCCACCCGUAUUUCCGCUCAACGACACUACUUGUUUUCUAUACAAAAAACUUUGACCAUGUCAUUUGGGUAGCAGUUUAAAACAGUCACUACUUGCUUGCUGCUAUGUUAUGCCUCUUGGAGCCACACCAUUGUGGUCCACAUAUCAAAUUGGUAGAUUUUAAUUACUUUUUUGCAGCUUAGAAAAUUGAUUGGCGAAUGAGUUCCAACACACAGAUUUAUUUUUAUUUUAUUUUUUUCUUCUGGUUACCACAAUGUGCCAUACGAAAGGACCCCGCACUAAGUUUGGCCAUUACAAACAGACAAACAUCCUGCGUAAAUAAUGCAGUGACAGUUGUGUCUGCAAAAUAUUGCACUGGUGUGCACUGCAAAUGCAGCUGAAAAUACGAACAAAAGCUUGCACAUUUCUCAAACAAGCUCCUCAGCUUGCCCACAGAGUAUCAUGUCAAAUCUGUGACAGUCCCAUGUCAUGUGCGAAUAACUGGCAGCAGUAUGAACAACUUGGGGAUUUCUGCAAAAUACGGUGUGUGACAUGAAGCAAGAAAAGAAGCGGGAGAAAAAAAAAUGGUGGCAGGGGUUGUGAAAGUGGCGAUCUUGCAAAAAAAAAAGAAAGGGUUGUGGGCUCUCACAAUGUUGCUUGCAGGAACUGGUAGAAGUAACUAGAGGGAGUCUUGCUGCAAGAAUGGCUGUAGCAUGGCAUGCAAACAUUUCAUUUGCUCCCUGGGUGGCACCUUACAAUUUCCAGCGUAUGACCAAACUUUCCAACGGGGCCUGGCGAGGAGCCCUUUAAGUGAAAAAUGUGCCAUCUUCGCAUGAAUUACACAAACGAAAUGAAUUUGAGCAGUGAAGUGUUGCAUUUCACAAUCAAGGAUUCACAUUUUUUUCUGAACAUGAGAAUUGCUAUUGUGUUACCAUAGAGUUCCGUGUUAGAAUUGAGUAAAUACGGUACCUGUGUCUGCUUUGCCCCGCAAUUUCCAAUAAAAGAGCAUGUGUUGUAGUUUAGCUUUCCUUUUUUCACAGCUGCAGCUGCAAUUUAACUAAAUUUGACUGCUGUGUGCACUUUUGUAUUAAAAAAUAAUGAUUGGACUUGUCAGGACGUGCCCUGUGAGAUCAUGUCAGUCUGGUCUGUCGUAUAGAUUGUGCAUUUUAAUAUGGCCGUCUCUUGGGUGAUGGAAGAGGUGGCUGUAAGUACUGCCAUGUGUAUGCAACAUAUUUGGUCACUCAUUGCCACAGGUGUUCAUGCACCACAUUUUGGUGCCUUUUCUUGCAUCUCCACUGUAACAAAGCACAAUGUUCAUGUUCAUAUAAAAUUAGCACUGAUACUGGUGAAAGUAUGUGUUUGGUGUAAAUGGUAUCUAUUUGUGCCAGCCUGUAGUUAACAUUCCCGUGGAUGAGUUAUCGGUGCACCGGCACAGUGUGCUGUGUAGCUGUAUGAUAUAUGAAGACUGCACUGCAAGUGGGUGUGUAUACUGCUUUUUUUUCAUCUUCAUUUCUUGAAUGCAACAUUUUUUUUAAGUGAUAGUCAAAUUAUUUGUUUUUUACUGUUUGUUCACACUUGGCAUAUGCUGAAGCCACGAAAAUGGGGCUGUACUUUCAUCAUUUUGCUUCUUUAGCUGGGAGUCCCACCCCGUUAACUUUAUUCACGUAUCGAGGAGAAUGUUUCUGCAUCAGGUCUGAAGUAGAAGCAUCCUUCUUUUACGAAAAGAUUUUUCCUCAACCAAAUGUGAUUGUUUAAUGUUCGUACAUACCUAGCGCUUAAUAAAUAUUCUAAUGCCCUGUGCUACUGUACACAGCUAUAUCCUUUGUACUAGUAGGAGAGUGCAUGUUGCCUUUGCCUGUGUCAUACUGGGAACGUUUUAUCUAGUGUAUUAGGAGUAAUACUGUGAGAAACUUCACAAGAAAAUAGAAAUACAUAAUAAGCACUGAACUGGACAGUGCAAAAGCUGUCUGUUGUACGUUGAGGUUUUACAAGUGCUGUUAAACAAGCAUGUAUGCACCCAGGCAUGGUAAAAAAGGCCAAUAUCUUCUGUGCAUACUUCAUAUAAUUGUUUCUUCCAUCUUGGUGCUAAUUUCACUGUUGAAUAAUACUUGAAAAUAUUCUGCAGAUACUCAGCAUUGAGUGCCAAUACUGUUGCUGGUGUCCACAGAGGGAAUGUUGAAACUUGUGUAUACAUCUUGAUAUUUGACGAGAUCAUCCUACUCUGCCAAUUUCUGUGCCUUGUAAGGUUCAAAACAACAUUCGGUGCCAACACAGGAUGCCAGCAAAUCCAAAGUGCAUUUAAUUUGCAUUUAAUGAUGGUGUUUCUAUUUUUGGAUGUAUAUAUAGUCUUGUAUGUAUGAGGGAAAUAUUUUAGUUGCAAUUAAAGAGGAUUUUUUUACAGCUUUCA